AUGCUUUGGAAGCACGCCAUUAAACUUCGCUACGAGGCAAAUCUUGCGAUUGAAAGAUAUGGAAAAGUUGGCGCCGUCGCAGACGCGCAAAGGGUCUUUGACGGGAUCGCCAAUCGCAACGAAUACUCGUGGACGCUUCUCAUGCAGGCUUAUGUUCAGAGUGGGCAUAUUGGCGACGCGAUGCGGGUGUUUGAGAAAAUGCCGCAGGCUAAUGUUGUUGCUUGGAACGGGAUAAUCGCGGCGUGCAAUCGCAACUCUUGGUGCUCGGAGGCGAACGAUCUGUUCUCUCAGAUGCCGCAAAGGAAUGACCUAUCGUGGAAUAGCAUGGUUUUUGCUUAUGCCUUCGAUGGGCAUUUGGAUAUUUCCAUUGAAACUUUCAAUAAGAUGCCUUCUUGGACUGUUGUUUCUUGGAACUCGCUAAUCGCAGGAUUAGUACUAGCUUGGAGUUUUGAUUACGCUAAGGCAGUUUUUGACGGCAUGCCUGAGCGUACUAUCGUUUCCUGGGACACUUUACUCUGGGCAUAUUCCCAGAACCGGCAUAUUUCCAACACGAAGAUUCUUUUUGAUCCAAUGGCGCAGCAUAGUCCCCUCUCGUUCGCAGGAAUGGCAAUCGCUUGCAUCAACGGCGGAGAUGCAGCUUCCGCAGAUGGAAUCUUGUCCGAAAUAUAUCGCUUCUUAGAUGCUCCUGCGGGAAACUCUGUCUUAGUAGCAUAUACCCAUCGCUGGGAUCUGGACCGAGCAAAAUGCCUCUUUGACAGGAUGGACGGCCGCGAUGUGGCCUCCUGGACGGUGCUGAUGCUGGCAUAUACCCAGUCUGGGCAUCUGGAGCACGCAGAGAGAAUGUUCGCCGGGAUGCCCAAAAGAGAUACGGUGGCUUGCAACAUUCUUGUGAUGGCCUACGCGGCUAAUGGAGAUUUCUCUCAAGCGAUCAGAGUUUUCGAGGAUAUGAAAGUGAGAGACGCUGUCGCUUGGAACACGAUGAUCGCUGCUUGCGGCCACUGUGGCGAAUCCAACAAGGCCGAGCUCUUCUUCCACAAAAUGGCUCGCCACAACACCGUCUCUUGGAACUCGUUGAUCGCGGCGUUUGGACAGUGCGGCCACGCUGAAAAAUCCGCCGAGCUCUUCCGGAGAAUUCCACUCCGCAACGAUAUGUCGUGGAGAGUCCUCGUUGCCGCGUAUGCUCACAACGGGCACUUGUCCGAAGCGGUGGAGUCUCUCCGGGAGAUGCUGCUUGAUGGCUUGUUACCGGACGAGGCUACUUUCGUGGCCGUUGUCUCGACGUUGGGCCAUGCUGGGCGCGUGCUGGAUGCUCGGAGGUUGCUUGUCUCGAUGGUGUUCGACUUUGGAUUGGAUUUGUAUCUGGAGCACUACGUGUGCAUGGUGGACGGGCUCGGGCGGUCCGGAAAAGUGAAAGAGGCCGAGGAACUCAUCGCCAACAUGCCCUUUCUUGAUACUGACAUCGUGUGGAAAGCGCUGCUUGCUGCUUGUCGGAUUCACACUGACCAGGAGCGAGGAGCUCGUGUCGCACAGCAAGCACUGAGACUGGACAGUUCGGCGCCUGGAGUCUUGUCACAGCUGAUUUUUUAA
This is a messenger RNA of Selaginella moellendorffii, 1587 nucleotides long. Its product is annotated as pentatricopeptide repeat-containing protein At4g02750. The transcript has a single exon. The record is from RefSeq and is a predicted model, not a curated record. Gene Ontology annotation, biological process: RNA modification. Gene Ontology annotation, molecular function: protein binding; RNA binding. Bases 1 to 1587 code for a protein of 528 amino acids. NCBI's taxonomy places the organism in Eukaryota, Viridiplantae, Streptophyta, Lycopodiopsida, Selaginellales, Selaginellaceae.